Molecule: messenger RNA, 2154 nt
Organism: Closterium sp. NIES-65
Lineage: Eukaryota; Viridiplantae; Streptophyta; Zygnematophyceae; Desmidiales; Closteriaceae
Source: the annotation of a GenBank genome assembly
AUGCCCAUGCCCAUGCCCAUGUUCAUGCCCAUGUUCAUGCCCUCCCACGUCUCCUUGCCCGCCCUGUCCUGCCCUCCUGUUCUGCAUGCCCUCCUGUUCUGCAUGCCCUCCUGUUCUGCAUGCCCUCCUGUUCUGCAUGCCCUCCUGUUCUGCAUGCCCUCCUGUUCUGCAUGCCCUCCUGUUCUGCAUGCCCUCCUGUUCUGCAUGCCCUCCUGUUCUGCAUGCCCUCCUGUUCUGCAUGCCCUCCUGUUCUGCAUGCCCUCCUGUUCUGCAUGCCCUCCUGUUCUGCAUGCCCUCCUGUUCUGCAUGCCCUCCUGUUCUGCAUGCCCUCCUGUUCUGCAUGCCCUCCUGUUCUGCAUGCCCUCCUGUUCUGCAUGCCCUCCUGUUCUGCAUGCCCUCCUGUUCUGCAUGCCCUCCUGUUCUGCAUGCCCUCCUGUUCUGCAUGCCCUCCUGUUCUGCAUGCCCUCCUGUUCUGCAUGCCCUCCUGUUCUGCAUGCCCUCCUGUUCUGCAUGCCCUCCUGUUCUGCAUGCCCUCCUGUUCUGCAUGCCCUCCUGUUCUGCAUGCCCUCCUGUUCUGCAUGCCCUCCUGUUCUGCAUGCCCUCCUGUUCUGCAUGCCCUCCUGUUCUGCAUGCCCUCCUGUUCUGCAUGCCCUCCUGUUCUGCAUGCCCUCCUGUUCUGCAUGCCCUCCUGUUCUGCAUGCCCUCCUGUUCUGCAUGCCCUCCUGUUCUGCAUGCCCUCCUGUUCUGCAUGCCCUCCUGUUCUGCAUGCCCUCCUGUUCUGCAUGCCCUCCUGUUCUGCAUGCCCUCCUGUUCUGCAUGCCCUCCUGUUCUGCAUGCCCUCCUGUUCUGCAUGCCCUCCUGUUCUGCAUGCCCUCCUGUUCUGCAUGCCCUCCUGUUCUGCAUGCCCUCCUGUUCUGCAUGCCCUCCUGUUCUGCAUGCCCUCCUGUUCUGCAUGCCCUCCUGUUCUGCAUGCCCUCCUGUUCUGCAUGCCCUCCUGUUCUGCAUGCCCUCCUGUUCUGCAUGCCCUCCUGUUCUGCAUGCCCUCCUGUUCUGCAUGCCCUCCUGUUCUGCAUGCCCUCCUGUUCUGCAUGCCCUCCUGUUCUGCAUGCCCUCCUGUUCUGCAUGCCCUCCUGUUCUGCAUGCCCUCCUGUUCUGCAUGCCCUCCUGUUCUGCAUGCCCUCCUGUUCUGCAUGCCCUCCUGUUCUGCAUGCCCUCCUGUUCUGCAUGCCCUCCUGUUCUGCAUGCCCUCCUGUUCUGCAUGCCCUCCUGUUCUGCAUGCCCUCCUGUUCUGCAUGCCCUCCUGUUCUGCAUGCCCUCCUGUUCUGCAUGCCCUCCUGUUCUGCAUGCCCUCCUGUUCUGCAUGCCCUCCUGUUCUGCAUGCCCUCCUGUUCUGCAUGCCCUCCUGUUCUGCAUGCCCUCCUGUUCUGCAUGCCCUCCUGUUCUGCAUGCCCUCCUGUUCUGCAUGCCCUCCUGUUCUGCAUGCCCUCGCCUCAACGCACGUCCUUACCCCUGGCCCCUCUCCCUCCCUUUUGUUCUCCUCCCCCUCCCCUGUGCGCACUCCCCCCUCUCCCCCUCCUCUGCAGCACGUUUGGCGGCAACCCGUUGGCGUCAGCAGUGGCGCUGGCGGCGCUGGCGGAGAUUGAAGAGGGUGGGCUGGCCGACAGGGCGCAGCGGCUGGGGGAGCAGCUACAGGCGCAGCUGAAGGCAGUGCAGGUGCGGUACCCCCACCUGAUCCACGAGCCCCUCACUCAUUCACCCCCUCACUCAUUCAUCCCCUCACUCAUUCACCCCCUCACUCAUUCAUCCCCUCAUCCCCUUACAAAUCCGUUCCCUCGUGCCCCCAUGCUGUCAUCGCUCCACCUGCUGAAGCCCUGUCAAUUGUACGGCUGUCUCGUGUUUUGCAAUCUAGCACUCUUUACUCUUUCCUCAUCCACUAUCCAUACCCCCAACACCCCCACACACCUGACCACCCCACCUGCUGCAUGGCACGGGCAUGGGCAUGGCAGGGAGGAGGAGCUGGGGCGGGCAGCAGCAGCGCUGGAGGCGGUGUUGGGGGAGGACAUGCCGCGCCUUGUGGCGCAGGCUGCUGCUGCAGGCGCCGACAACAAGACGCACAGCAAGGAGCCCUGCGACCGCUGCGGCCGUGUGCGCUGA